AUGGACGAGACGAGCAGCAAUGAUCACCCCGAGGGAGAUCACACACCUAGCGAAAUGCCCGGUGCUGACGAAUCCGGCAAUGAACCAGCGACGGUUGGUAUCCCAUCCCAGGCACCAGCAUUCGGCGACUUGCUCGGUAUCCAUCACAGAUUCAAUGACGCCAACGAGUUCGUAACUUGCGUGCAGGCGUGGGCACGUGCCCGAGGCUUCACAGUGUCGCGGACGGGAAAGAACUUUUCGGAGAAAAACCCCCACCCUGUUCACGGUGGACGAGGUGCUAUCAUGUGGCGAUCCACCCUUUACUGCACGCACAAGGACCAGGCUUGUAGUGGCCGGUCGACGUGCACGUGGCAUAUCAAGUUCAGUUUUGACAAGGCCAAUCUGAACUAUUCCAUCACUUCCAUAGGGUUGGGGCAUAACCACAGUAUCACAGGAAUGCAUGUAAUUGGACAUGGCGUGCAACUGUUGACGCUGGAGAAGCAAUUAGAGCCUGACGAAAUCGACCGUGUUGUCGGCCUGGGCCGAUUCAACUUGCCCGUCUCCAAAGUCCGGGAAAUCAUGGACGCGUUGUAUCCAGAACGGAUGUUUUGUCCCAGUUUGCUAUCUCGGUUAAAGGACAGAGGACGGGUCCUACACCUUGGUCCGGAAGUGGACAGCAUGGGCCGCUUCUUUGAAAUGGGUUAUGGUAUGAAAGCCACCGGCGGCGUGUUCCACGUCAACCUAACGUCAGAAUUGCAGUUAAAUAGUGUCGUCAUGCAGCAACCUGGAAUGAUCAAGUAUGCAACGUCGUACUCCGACUUUGUACUGUGCGACGGGACACACAAUGUGUCGAUGUACGUCCUGAAGUUGAUGCCAUUUACUGUUGUCGACUGCCUUGGACGAAAUGCACUCUGCGGGGUGGCACUCGACGAGUCUGAAAACACCGAGACUGUGAAACUGGGGCUCGAGUUGUGUAAGUUGCACGAAGCUAACGCAACCCUCAUGACGGAUGGUGGCAGUGCAUAUCCUGGGGUUGCACUGGAUUUGGGCAUGAUUCACAUCUUGUGCACAAAGCACUUUGUGGAUGUAAUCCUCAAAGGUAGCACAGGGCUUAGUGGGUUGGCGAAGGCGGAGGGCAACGCGCUUGUAUAUGCCACGAUGUCCAAAGUUGAGUUCCAAACUCGCUUUGACAGGGCGAAAACGAUAUACGGCGAGUACAAGGAGGCGGACAAGGCAUUAUGCAGUAUAUAUCACCACAAAGAGAAGGUCUGCCGCGCUUUCACAGGCAACGUCGUCACAUGCAGCAGCCUGGUGACACAACGAGGCGAAAGCAUGAACUCUGUCAUCAAGGAAAACGCAUAUGGCCAGCAAACAUUCUUCAAGCGGAGUUGUUGCCGCAUGUGGUUCAAGUUGCCGGGAAGUGGUAUGUGUCGGCUUCGCAGUUCCACGACGUGGCAGACGCAGCGCAUCGGAUCAUCCUUGGCGAGGACGGUGGGCACCCAACUUGUGAUUGCUUUGCUUCUAAAAGAAGCAAGAUUCCUUGUGCUGGAAUUUGUCAGCUUGGGCCAACACAAGUUGCGAGUGUCGGUCAUGUCAAUAACAUCUGAGCUGCAGCAAGCGCCGCUGAGGGAGUUGCUCCGCCAAGAAAGUCGUCGGAACGGAAUCAAUUCCAACGAGAACAAGUCGAUCUUGUCCCAUCGAACGGCCCAUCCGGGAAAGCGCAAGCGUGUAUCCUUGACUCCACGUAGUGCGACGGUUGAAGCAAAGUCAUCAGUGGGAGCAUCAGUGUCCUCUCGUGGCCGGUUGCAAGUAGCCAAGCAGUUCGAUAACUUUGUUGUGUAA
Molecule: messenger RNA, 1821 nt
Organism: Aphanomyces astaci
Lineage: Eukaryota; Oomycota; Saprolegniomycetes; Saprolegniales; Verrucalvaceae
Exons: 8
Coding region: 1-1821 (606 amino acids)
Source: RefSeq, a predicted model, not a curated record